Molecule: messenger RNA, 493 nt
Organism: Amyelois transitella
Lineage: Eukaryota; Metazoa; Arthropoda; Insecta; Lepidoptera; Pyralidae
Exons: 2
Coding region: 122-418 (98 amino acids)
Source: RefSeq, a predicted model, not a curated record
AACCGAUCUGAAAGUAAUCUUUAGUUCAAACAUUACUCUCCAUAUAAGAGCAAUUUCGGCUAGGGGCAAAACAAAAGAUUUCAGCGUCUCUACGAGCUCCUUGAACGAACUGCGAACAAACAUGAACUCCAAGAUUGUAUUGACUCUUUGUCUUAUGUUGGUAGCAGCAUCAGCGAUACCCCAGCUGCCUGCGGGAGCGGGAUGGGCUGCCAACCCCUGGAUUCCCCAAUGGCAACCUUGCUCGACCGUCGGUGCAUCUUGCUCAGAUUGCACGACCAAGAGCAUUUGCACGCCCAUUGGAGGAAUCACCAAGGCGUGCAGUGACCCCACCUUACCUUACUGCAACCUUGGAGAGUGCUCAGCUACACCUGCAGCGGAGUGCGCCCAGGGCCCGCAAGCUCCAGCGGCUGUUGCUUAAACUAUAUACUUCUCAAGAAGAAUCUUAAUGAUCGUGAUUGUAUUGUAAAGAUUAAAUUCAUAUAAUUAUUUACAA